Molecule: messenger RNA, 1884 nt
Organism: Glarea lozoyensis ATCC 20868
Lineage: Eukaryota; Fungi; Ascomycota; Leotiomycetes; Helotiales; Helotiaceae
Product: SRF-like protein
Exons: 3
Coding region: 1-1884 (627 amino acids)
Biological process (GO): positive regulation of transcription by RNA polymerase II
Molecular function (GO): DNA-binding transcription factor activity, RNA polymerase II-specific; protein dimerization activity; RNA polymerase II cis-regulatory region sequence-specific DNA binding
Source: RefSeq, a predicted model, not a curated record
AUGGGGAGAAGAAAGAUCGAAAUCAAGGCGAUCAAGGAUGACAGGAAUCGUUCGGUGACAUUUCUCAAGCGCAAAGGUGGUCUUUUCAAAAAGGCGCAUGAGCUUUCCGUCCUCUGUUCCGUCGAUGUCGCAGUCAUAAUCUUUGGGAAUAAUAAGAAACUGUACGAGUAUUCGAGUAGCGAUAUUGGAGAGAUUUUGACACGAUACCAAUACUAUGGAGGUGCCAAUGAACAUAAAGGCCCAGCCGAUUUCACAGGCAAAGGAAAAGAUAUGGACGACGACGACGAUGAUGAUGGAUCGGGACCCUCGCAUCACGGCUCAGAACCACCACAAAUGAUGCCUCCUCAUCCAUACCCAAAUCAAUCAUUCCAUCAAAUGCGACAAGCAACACCGUCUGCUUCUCCGCCAAUUCCAAAUGGUGUUUUCCCAAUUCACCCACAACAACAGCGACAACAUACCCCACAACCACAACAGGGCUCCCGUCCUUCAUCGAGAAAUGGAAACCUCCCAAGAAGGCAGAGCUCAAAUCUGGUUCCUGCACAACAUCAACACCCGCAACAUAAUGGAUUUGCCUAUCACCCUCAACCUGCUAUCUACAACCCACAAAAUACACCACCUCUUCCUUCUCAUCAUGGACUUCCACAACACAUGCAACAAGGACAACCGAUGCAAGGUCCUCCUCAGGUCAUGCAGCAACCUGGUCCACCACCUCAAUAUCCUAAUUACGGCCCGCCACCACAACACCAGCAGCAACCUCCUCCAAAUCAGCAACAACUACAGCAAAUGUAUAUUGAUGAGCAGAGGAGAGCUUCCGUGCCGCCACCAAAUUAUCCUCCACAGGAUCAACAGCGCCCACCUUCCCGUCCAAGUGUUUCGCCUCCUCAACCACAACCACAGCAAAUACCACAACAUCCACCUCCACCGCCUCAAAUUCAAGCUCCUCCACCACAAGAGGAAGAAAGGCAUCAAGAACAGCAACCUCGGCCCCCACCGCAACAUCAAAUGUUGGAACCGGUGAAACGCAUGUCUGUUAAAUCAAGGAGUAUUUUCACACCGAUCGAUGAAUCGAGGUCGAUUCUGUCUCAACAUUGGGCUUCUUCAACUUCAAACGCCGAGCCUUUACGGAGUCCGCCGUUACCAUUGUCAAACACUCGAUCACAAUCGAUGGAUGUUGGGGCUGUGGCACGCGUAAAGAUUAGUAAUUCUCCACCGCCCCCAGUACGGGCAAACACCCAUACCAAGAACCGUGUCUCGGUCAAUUCCGUGGACAGUUUCACGCCUCCAUCCAGAACAAAUUCUGCUCAGAUGGGAAGCAUGAAACGUCCCGUUUUGAAAGUACAUAUUCCCGACGUGGAUUCGGAGGCCGAACAAAAUACAGCAGACUCAAAUUCGGAUCCUCGGUCAUCGGCAGAUGCCAAUGGUUCGAAUCCUCAGCAGAACAGUCGUUCAGACAGCCACUCCGGCGUCGUCCUCCCGCCACCCUCACCGUCAGCAUCAGCAUUACUAUCAGCCGGUGCCUCAGGCCCACCCAACCCCUUCGCGCGUCCACACCACCCCGUCUCCCAACCCUCACAAAACUCAAAUACGAGUAACAACAUGAUCGACACGCCCGUCUCGGCCCUCCCCAGCCGAUUCAUGAAUAACUCUGAUUUCCUCCCCAGUCCAUCCAGUUUCUAUCCUGAAUGGGCGUUUGGCGGGCGCAAUGAUAGUAAUACGCUUCCAAGCCCGCUCAACUUUGCGACGCCGGUUGUGGGUACUGGACCGAGCUUUUUGAGAGAGGAUUCCGGGGAUCGUGCGCAGGGUGGGAAGAGGAAGACGCCGGAGGGGGAUGGAGGGAGUGAGGGGAGUGGUGGGGGAGAUAGUAAGAGGAUGAAGACUGAUUAG